UCUCUCUCUCUCACUCUCUGCCGCGCCGCGCACGUUCCGUUGCUCCUCCGUGUCCUUCGUCGUCGAAGGAGAAGACGAAGCCGGAGGAGGAGGAGGAGGAGGAGGAGGAGGGAAAUGGAGGCGGCGUUGGGAUUGAUGAGGAGGAUGCCGCCGAAGCACACGGAGACGGCCCUCUCGGCUCUCCUCAGCCUCUUGCCCCACCACUCCUCCGAUCUCCUCUCCCAAGUCGACCAGCCCCUCCAGGUUUUGUGCGAUGUAGACUCUGGAAAGGAGUUUAUUUUGUGUGAAUACAACAGAGAUGCCGACUCUUACAGGUCACCCUGGUCUAGUAAAUACCAUCCACCAUUGGAAGAUGGCACGCAGCCGUCUUCAGAAUUAAGGAAACUGGAGAUCGAGGCGAAUGACAUCUUUGCAAUAUAUCGUGACCAGUACUAUGAAGGUGGCAUUUCGUCGGUCUACAUGUGGGAAGACGAUAAUGAAGGUUUUGUUGGCUGCUUUUUGAUAAAGAAAGACGGAUCGAAGACGGCUCAUGGAAGAAGGGGUUACCUGGAGGAAGGUGCGUGGGAUGCUAUACAUGUAAUUGAGGUGGGUCCUGAAGAAGAUGGGACAGCUCAUUAUUGUUUAACCAGCACUGUUAUGCUCUCUCUCACUACAGAUGAUGAAUCAUCCGGCACAUUCAGUUUGUCUGGGUCUAUUAGAAGACAGAUGAAUAUGGACCUCUCAAUUGCUGAGGGCCAUCUUUGUAACAUGGGAAGGAUGAUAGAGGAAAUGGAGAGUAAGCUGAGGAAUUCCCUUGAUCAGGUCUAUUUUGGAAAGACAAAAGAGAUGGUCUGCACCUUGCGACCACCAGCUGAAAUAACGCAGAUGAGAAUGCCUGAGAGCUGAUAUUACGCCGUGUUGUCAUGAAUUACAUGUUGCCAUUCUCCCAAGAUUUGAUAUUCCGUCUAAGUAUCUGACUUUCAAACUCCAGCCCUGCUUGCAGCAUGUUGCCAAGAGGGGGAUGGUGGUAGAUCUGAUUCUCUUACUUUCUUAGGACUCAGAAACUUUAAAGGGGACAUUUUUCAGCUAUUAAUAUGCCAAUGCUAAAACAUGAUUUGUACAUGUGAAAGGAUAUGUCUAUUGCGUUGCCUUUAGUUUAGAUGAAACAUUCGAAAGGUAGAUACUCCUAAAACAAUUUCCAGGCUGACGAGUUGCUUGGCAGGUGCACUAUCUAUGGUUGGAUUUGUUGGAAAGUUGUAUUUCUGUUUUCAGGUUA
Molecule: messenger RNA, 1255 nt
Organism: Syzygium oleosum
Lineage: Eukaryota; Viridiplantae; Streptophyta; Magnoliopsida; Myrtales; Myrtaceae
Product: probable F-actin-capping protein subunit beta
Exons: 8
Coding region: 115-885 (256 amino acids)
Biological process (GO): barbed-end actin filament capping; actin cytoskeleton organization; cell morphogenesis
Cellular component (GO): cytoplasm; F-actin capping protein complex
Molecular function (GO): actin filament binding
Source: RefSeq, a predicted model, not a curated record